Molecule: messenger RNA, 1053 nt
Organism: Aspergillus saccharolyticus JOP 1030-1
Lineage: Eukaryota; Fungi; Ascomycota; Eurotiomycetes; Eurotiales; Aspergillaceae
Product: class I SAM-dependent methyltransferase
Exons: 8
Coding region: 1-1053 (350 amino acids)
Source: RefSeq, a predicted model, not a curated record
AUGUGUCCCAUCGUUUCUAUUGCCAUCAUCUCUGUCUUCGAAAAUCUACUUCUACAGCACUAUCGGACUCGCCGGUCAUAUUCGCGUGCAGGUUCAGCCGCGGAUCUGAGGGCUGGAAGAUGUAGAUUCUCGAGAAUUCUGCAGGACCUGGUCUCAUUUGUUACCAAAAUCUCCACGGUCUUACAAGAACAACCACCAACGUGGCGAUGGUCUAUAACGAUGACAAUGGGUAGCGCCGUGAUCGAAGCUGGGGAUUAUGUUCUUGGGAGAAGUAUUACGGACUCUGUCAGGAACGAUGCUGAGCAUCUUCUGUGGAAAUUCCACAAAGGAUACGAGCUACAUCCCGCAAUACCUGUUAGCGAUAAGAUGAGGAUUGCCGACCUUGGUUGCGGUACAGGGAUCUGGCUUCUAGACCUUGCAAGACAGCUGCCACCGACCGUUCAACUGCAUGGCUUUGACGUCUGUGACAAACAAUAUCCCGCACAGCCGCGAUGGCCCCAAAACAUGACUUUGAGCGUGAUCGACAUGAUGGCUGACCUGCCACCUUCCAUUGUGGGACAGUAUGAUGUGGUGCAUCUCCGGAUGUGGGUGAAUAACGUCCGCGAUGAGGAGACAGCUACUCUGAUUGGCCAAGCCAAACGACUCUUGAAACCCGGCGGUUACAUCCAGUGGGAGGAGGCGGACCUGGACAACCAGGUCACAGAGGGGCUUGUGGCAGAAAAGACCGCUGCUCGGAUGAGCGACCUGAUGCGGCGGGUCAACCUGAACUACAGCUGGGUGUCUGAACUCCCGGAGCGCUUGCGAAAGGAGAACCUAGAGGUGGUCGAAUCCGACAGCGGCAGGUUUGCUCCGCAUCUCGUCGACCUCUGCACCAGAAACUACAUUUUGACUCUGCGCGAGCUGACGCAGGGCAUCAAGAAGGGCCUCUCCGCGGAUAUGUUGUUGGCAGUCUCUGAGCAAGAGGUUGCUCUUCAGUGUCUUGCCACCCAGCAAAAGGAGAAGAUUGUUUACAAUUGGUCCCCAGUCACGGUGUUGGCUCAGCACAGGGUGUGA